Molecule: messenger RNA, 747 nt
Organism: Exophiala bonariae
Lineage: Eukaryota; Fungi; Ascomycota; Eurotiomycetes; Chaetothyriales; Herpotrichiellaceae
Exons: 1
Coding region: 1-747 (248 amino acids)
Source: RefSeq, a predicted model, not a curated record
AUGCCUGAAGAUGUUUACAUCAGAUCAUUGGUGCUUGCAGGUGGUAUGUCUUCACGUAUGGGCUCGCCCAAGUAUCGCCUCCAGACUGCAAUCCCGCCGCAAGCUUCUGUUCCCAUGAUCGCGAAGAUAAUCAAGGUGCAUCAGAUUUGCCAAGAUUACCGCAAAGACAUCCUGAGGUUUGAUACCAUGAUAUCAACUCGCGAUGCAUGCCAGGAUGAAGAAAUUGAAACAUUACUCUCAAACUCCAUCAUUGAACAGACGCGAGUUCAUUACACAUAUGAUCGGAUUCCUGACCAUGGACCUGCCUCCGGAUUGAUACGCGCACAUGAACUUGACCCUAAAGCGCAUUGGCUAGUCACUGGUUGCGAUUAUCCCCUCCUAGAGGUUGAAACCCUUUUGGCGUUGAUCAGUGAGCAUCUAGAUGUUGAAAAAGCUAUUACUUGUUUCUCCAAUUUUGAGGGCUGGAAUGAGCCCCUGCUUGCAAUCUGGUCUCCUACUGCUCUUUCCAGGAUGCAAGACUUGAGCCAGAAAGCCUCUGCAAUAGGCCCGAACCGUGUGAUCCGAGAAUAUGCAACAACUGAAGCUCACGUGGUGAGCAAAGAUGCAUUUUGUUAUGGGGUGCAUAUUAUUAAGCCUGCUAAAGAAUCAUGGCUUCGGAGUACCGACACUAAAGCUGAUUGGGAAGCAGUGCAAUCAGAGUUACUCUCCAAUCGAACUUGGAAAUGCACAACACGAGCACAGACCUGA